CCGGGCCGGCCUAUCUGGCCCGGGUCCGGCCCGGGGCAGGUUUUCCUCGAGCCUGCCCGUUGCCCAGGCCAGCCCAGGCCAUGAAACCCGUUCUUAACCAAUGACCUUAGAAAGAGAAUAAUAAAAUCAGCCGAAUCCAAUCAAAUCAGGAGUAUUUUUGAAUCGGGCUACUAUGAAAAGAAUUUAUAGUUAUUUAACAACUCAAAGGGAAGUAUAAGAAAAUCAGAAUGGACACUAUCCAAUUAGAUGCAGUUAGUUGCGUUUGGAGUUUGAAACCGAACAGAGCUGGAACCCUCUCUCUCUCUGUCUGAGUUCGCGCGCUUCAGAAUUUAAUUGAAUCCAAGUGCAGCCUUGGCUAUGUAGCUUUGCUAUUCUUCCCAAUUGGCCAUAUGCGCGUGAUCCAUGGCACAGUUCAUGCAAAGAAGCCAACGUAGCCAUUCCGAAGUUGCUUACAGAUAUGCGUAGACGUCGAUGGAGUUGGUCUCCCGUUCUCGGCAUCUCUCACGGUUGCUCAUGCAAUGUGCAGAUAAGCAGAACGUCCUCGGAGGCCGAAUCAUUCAUGCCCACAUCGUCAAAAACGACUUUCAAUCCGAUAUCUUCCUGAGGAACAGCGUCGUCAAUAUGUACGCGAAAUGUGGUCGUCUUGAAGAAGCGAAAUUCGAGUUCAGUGGGAUCAAAGAAAGAGAUGUCGUCUCGUGGAAUUGCCUUAUUAAUGGUUUCUGCCAACAUGGGAGGGGAUUCGAAGUGCUGGGGUUCUUUCAUAGCAUGAGAAGAGAGGGGCUGCAUCCCAAUCCUUUCACUUUUGCUGGUGUAAUCACUUCUGCAGCUAAUGCAACCGCUGCCUGCGAAGGUAGGCAGGUCCAUUGCCUCGUUUUGAAGUCAGGUAAUUGGUUGGACGUGUUCGUUACGACUUCUUUAGUUAGUUUUUACUGUAAAUGCGCUUCGCUUUCUGACGCGCGAAAAGUAUUUGAUGAAAUGUUGGAGAGAAACUCCGUCUCGUGGGCAGCCAUGAUCUCUGGGUAUGCUGCCCAAAGGUGUGCUUGUGAGGCGCUUGAGUUGUUCUCAAUGAUGAGGGUAGAGGGUGCGGAAUUAAAUGAGUUUGUUUUUACGAGUGUGCUCAGUGCGUUUGCAGAACCCGAGUACAUGGAGGAUGGUCAGUUGGUUCAUACAAUUGCAAUAAAGACUGGUCUAGAAUCCCAUGUAUCGGUUGGAAAUGCUCUUGUCACCAUGUACUCGAAGUGUGGCAACUUGGAUGAUGCAAUUCGGGUGUUUGGAGGUUCCAACGACAGGAAUGCAAUCACCUGGUCUGCCAUGAUAACUGGGUUUGCGCAGGGUGGAAGCAAUAGUGAGGCUUUAAAAUUGUUUUCUAAGAUGCAUUUUUCAGGAAUCAAGCCCAGUGAAUUCACUUUGGUUGGUGUUCUCAAUGCUUGUAGCAAUAUGGCAGCUCUUGAGCAUGGUAAACAGAUUCAUGACUAUAUGUUAAAGUUAGGAUUUGCAUCUCAGGUCUAUGUGAGGAGUGCACUGAUUGAUAUGUAUGCAAAAUGUGGGAGUGUCAAUGAUGCUCGGAAGGAGUUUGAUCAAUUGAAAGAGCCAGAUAUAGUUUUGUGGACCUCGAUGAUUAGCGGAUAUGUACAAAAUGCAGAGGGCGAGGAGGCUCUUAACUUAUAUGGAAGAAUGGAGGCAGAGAAUAUUCGGCCCAAUGAGUUGACGCUGUCUAGUGUUAUCAAAGCCUGCUCUCUCCUUGCAGCACUGGAGCAGGGGAAGCAAAUGCAUGCCCGUACCAUGAAGUACGGGCUUGGUCUGCAGGUUCCAAUAGGUAGUGCUCUUUCAUCAAUGUAUGCAAAAUGUGGAGAUCUUGAAGAAGGUAUUCUUGUGUUUAGACGAAUCGCUGAGAGGGAUGUGGUCUCGUGGAAUGCCAUGAUAUCUGGGUUAUCUCAGAAUGGGCGUGGCAAGGAAGCAUUGCAACUAUUUGAAGAGAUGCAUUUAGAAGGCACAAAACCAGAUGAAAUCACCUUUGUCAAUCUUCUUUCUACAUGCAGUCAUAUAGGAAUGGUGGACAAGGGUUGGCACUAUUUUAAAUCUAUGCGCAAGGAUCAUGGAAUAGUACCAAGAGUGGAGCACUACGCCUGCAUGGUGGAUAUUCUCAGUCGUGCUGGUCAGCUUGAAGAAGCCAAGUCUUUCAUUGAAUCUGUGCCUGUGGAGCAUGGGAUGGCAUUAUGGAGGAUUUUGCUAGGAGCAUCUAGAAGCCACGGUAAUUUAAUUAUUGGAGCUUAUGCUGGAGAGAGGCUAAUGGAGUUGGGCUCACAAGAGUCAUCAGCUUAUGUUCUUUUGUCUAAUAUAUAUGCUUCAGCUGGAAGGUGGGAAGAUGUUGAGCGAGUGAGAAGUAUGAUGAGAUAUCGAGGAGUGAACAAGGAACCAGGUUGCAGUUGGAUUGAGAUCAAGAACCAAGUUCACGUGUUUGUUGUGAGGGACCAGCUACAUCCACAGAUUAAAGAAGUUUAUGCUGUGGUCAGAUCACUGUCUAAACAAAUGAGAGAUGAAGGAUAUCGACCCAAUACUAAUCUGCUUUUAUAUGGUUUUGAGCAUCAAAUGGAGGAUGAUUGAUGCAAGUGUGAGUUUGAUCAUAUGAAAACGUAGUUGUUCGGAGUUCUUUGCUCCUAAUGAAUACCUUUGCAAUAUUCCGGAAGCCAUUGAUGUGGGAGCUACCCGGUUGUAUAGUAUACUUGGAUUAUUUUCUGCAUAUAGUAUACUUCAAGACACUUUUCCAGAUUUAACACACAGAGAUGAUUGAUUCGUUGUGGAGUUCUAAUCACAUGAAAUUGAAUUUAUGGAAUUCUUUGCUCCAGUGGGUACCAUUUUAAAUAUUAUUUCGAAGGGAGAGUUUCUGAGAUCAGGAGUUUCAAACUUGUGCUAUUUAUUCAGAUUCUGCCAACCUAUGACCCUUUGACGCUUGGCCUUGGUUCAGGGUGUACCAGGAACCAAGACAUAACUUUAAUUUGGUUAUUUAUUCAUCAUAGAAAGUUUAUCCAGGGAAACUGUCUGCAUUUGAUUAAUUUUGAUGUCCCUGCAGAACGCCAUGGAGGACUAAUUCCUAGAACUGCAGUUGCAGCUGGUUAUUCAAGAUUCCAAUCAGAGGCAGUGUUGUGGGUUGAAAUGCAGAAUGAAGUUGUCAAUCCUGCUUUUGCUG
Messenger RNA from Nymphaea colorata (pocket water lily), 3187 nucleotides. Its product is annotated as pentatricopeptide repeat-containing protein At2g33680. The record is from RefSeq and is a predicted model, not a curated record. NCBI's taxonomy places the organism in Eukaryota, Viridiplantae, Streptophyta, Magnoliopsida, Nymphaeales, Nymphaeaceae. The transcript has a single exon. Gene Ontology annotation, biological process: RNA modification. Gene Ontology annotation, molecular function: RNA binding; protein binding. Bases 472 to 2604 code for a protein of 710 amino acids.